AUGUCGCGCAUGGAAAAAUCCGCGACACGGCCGUGGUGGAAGCGGCCGGUCAUUGUUGUUGCGAGUGUCGCGUUGCUCGUCAUUGCCCUGGGACUCGGUCUAGGGCUAGGGCUGGGGCUGGGCUUGAAGCAUCACAAAAAGCACGACGCUGCCAGAGCAGAGAACUCGUCUUCCGCGCAUAAUCCACCGGCUGGCAACGAGUCGUGGAGACUGCCCGCGUCCGAGUAUGUGCUUGACAUGCAGAGCUGGGAUCUGAAUGCACUGCCGACCACGCGCAUCUAUAACUGGACGUUGUCGGAGAUUGACGCCUAUCCGGACGGCGUCCUAAGAAAGGUCCUGGUGAUCAAUGGAAAGUAUCCCGGUCCUAUGGUGAGACUGAACCGCGGCGAUCGUCUUUUGAUCAAUGUGACGAACAACAUGCCCAAUGCCACCACCAUCCACUGCCAUGGCCUGUUCCAGAAUGGCACCAACUGGAUGGACGGUGUGCCUGGCAUUACCCAGUGUCCCAUUCCCCCAGGACGGAGCUUUCUCUACAACUUCACCGUGGACAGCCAGUACGGGACGUACUGGUACCACUCGCAUUCGGACACCCAGAGGAUGGACGGUCUCUUCGGGCCAUUGAUCGUUCACGCUCCUGAGGAAGAGGAGUAUCGGAAACGCUAUGGAUAUUCCCAGGACCAGGUCAUUCUACUCCAGGACUACUAUCAUGACUUGGCCGCUGCAUACCUCCCAGACUACCUGGCGCCGAAUAACGAUAACACGGAGCCCGUGCCUGACAACGGAUUGAUCCAGGGCACAAACUACUUCAACUGUUCCUUGUAUGACGACGCUGGCAGUGGCUACACCUGCUACGACAACUCCACGCGCGCCCUCUUCCCUAUCACACAAAACACCAGGACCAGGUUCCGAAUUAUUAACGUAGGGGGCUUUGCAACUUUUCAGUUCUCCAUCGACAAUCAUACCAUGACGAUCAUCGAAGGUGACAGCACCAUGGUCGAGCCCUUGGAACUGCAGACAUUCCAGAUCGCCACGGCGCAGCGUUACUCAUUCCUUAUCAAUGCCAACAAACCUGUCUCUAACUACUGGAUGCGAGCUGAGAUGGACACGGCGUGCUUCGGUGAGAAUAACCCUGUCCUGAACACGACCGUGUUGGCGAUUCUGGCCUACAAUAACAGCACGGCAUUGCCGGGAGGCGACUCGGCUUCCUGGAACGUCCCUACGGAUCCUCUUUGUCAGGAUCUGAAUUCCUCGCUCCUUCUACCUUCCGUCCCUCAGCAAGCACCGCCUGCAGAUAAUCUGUUUAUUAUCCAGUUCUCAUUUGAGACGGGCGCCUAUGCACUGGACCGAGCGUACAUAAACGGCACAACAUGGACCCCGUCCUCGAUCCCGACAUUGAAUCACAUCGUCCCGCAUCUGAAAGCCGGAAAUACCACCUACAAUCAGACUGGACAGGCACCUUCGUACGGACUUGAAAAUCAGUAUAUUCUGGAUAUCCCGGACAACCAGGUGGUGGAUAUCUUGCUCCAGAAUUUCGACGAUGGCUCCCACCCCUUCCACCUUCAUGGAUAUGUGUUCUGGGUCAUGGCUAGCUCCCAGGAUCAGUAUUUCCCUUGGGAUUCGUAUGGGUCAAUUAACACGACGAAUCCCAUGCGACGGGAUACCGUGACUGUGGACUCGUACGGAUGGACCCUUAUCCGCAUUCAGGCUGAUAACCCGGGAUUGUGGGCAUUACACUGUCAUAUUGCCUGGCAUUUAUCCGCUGGGUUGUUGAUGCAGCUUCAAACGCGCAAUGACUUGAUGAAGAACUGGGAUUUGCCUGGUGAUGUGUUGGAUCUAUGUGUAGCUUAG
This is a messenger RNA of Monascus purpureus, 1848 nucleotides long. The record is from the annotation of a GenBank genome assembly. Lineage: Eukaryota; Fungi; Ascomycota; Eurotiomycetes; Eurotiales; Aspergillaceae.